GUGAGCUCCAAUAAAAAAUGGAGAAGCGUCGAGGCGCCUCCCGCAACUCCGCUUCCGGCUCGGCUGUCAAGGUUGCUUCCCACCCAGGUUCUUCCUCGCUGCUUCUAGUUCCCGGCGCUUUGCCGGGCAUUAAUGGCGGCCAACGUUAUCGCGGGUCCUGCGGCUUUCUCCCUAAAGUGUUACAGAAACUAAGGGCGCCGCUUAAGGAACUGCAGAAGACGCAGGCAGGUGAAGGACACUGGUUCUGCAGCGACGUGGAAUGUAGCGGAGAAGCUGGCGGGGAGGACAGGGAGCAGGCCUGGGAGGUUCUGGCCGACCCCACCAUUGAACAGGGCUUGGUGUAUCAUUGCUUCUAGGCCUUUUCAGCGGACAGAACUGGGAUGCAUACACACACGCUUAUUUGAAAUCAUGCGUUUGUUCCAUACUCCAAUUUCAGCCCACUCCUUUGCCCAAGUUGCUCUAUGGUCAAGUGAGAGAAAGCAGGUGCCUGCAUUUCCAACCUCCUGGCUCACUGCCUCCUUCUUCCAGUAGUCCCAUGUCUCUUCACACCUCUUCAGUACAUGUACAUCUGUGAACCCAGAGCCUUGGCUUUGAAAUCAGACAACUCCAGUUUCAAACGUGGCGCUGCCACUCACGAGUUUUGUAAUUUUGGCAUACCCCUGUCUGUGCAUGGUGAUAACUUCUAUCUCCAUGGGUGUGGUGAGAAUAAGAGUCUAUGAAUAGAAGAAAUGUUCAUUCAGUGGUAGCUAUUUCUUACUAAUUCUAUUCUUUUGAACCUAUGAUUCUAUCUACGAUGCCUCAUUUUUUUUCCUUUUUAAAAAUCGGUUGGCAAAGUUGUGCUCUGAGACCCAGCUUGUCACAUCUCUGAUGACAGCUGAUAUCCUCAGGAUGUUCCUUACUCCCUUUCCUCGCUAUUAUUUUACUAUGAACAUAUGAAUAACAUUAUUGUGCUUAUUACAUGCAACAAAUAUUUAUCGGAUGAAUGACAUUAAAAUUCACAUUUAAAAUGCCAUCCUUUUUGAGAGCUGAGAACUAGAACUUUGCCUUCAACAUGGCUGUACAUGUUCAACAAUAGAAUAAAACAGGAAUCGUGAACCCCCCCAAUAGCUGCCUCUCAGUUUUCACCGUUCUCUUAUUAGACCAGUGAUUUUCAAACCUAUCUAAAGGCAUAGAGUGCUUUAUUCAAAUUUAAUCUUAUAUGAAACGCCUAAUACAUGGAUAAAUGUAAACAGAUAAAUAAAGCUGCCAUUGUUGCAAUUGGAAAUUUGAGAGAUUAGAAUAGGUAGGAGGUCUCAGGAGAACAUUUCUUCCCUUUACCUGCUUUAACAGUCAGAGAAGUACCUCAGUCUGCGGAAAAAUUUAUUUGUUCAUAAAUUCCUUGAGCAUAAAAUCCAUAUCUUACUUUCGUGGCUCCAAUGCUAGUGCUGUGCAGUUUUCUUGAAAGUACAUUUUAUUGGUCUCAGCAAAUUGAACUCAAGCAUUUCUGUGUUCUUUUACUUUUCCUCUUUGUGGAAUUAAAUGGAUUGCUAAUUUU
Molecule: messenger RNA, 1534 nt
Organism: Cebus imitator (Panamanian white-faced capuchin)
Lineage: Eukaryota; Metazoa; Chordata; Mammalia; Primates; Cebidae
Exons: 1
Coding region: 18-356 (112 amino acids)
Source: RefSeq, a predicted model, not a curated record